AUGGGGAAUGGAAGCAUUCAGGGGAAUAGCAGCGACGUUAGUACCGAGGAGUACCGCUCUCAAAUUCUCGAUGCGGAAAUGAAAGGGUUUCGCGUUGUCUUUGACAUAUUCAUUCCUCUAAUGUGUCUCUGCUUUGCCGGUAAUUUCUUUGUCGUCGACACAGUGCUCAACGGUGAUGUGAUAGAGAAGGCCCAGGAGAAAAAGCGGACUCUAGACGGGAGAAUGGUAGAGCAUUCAAGUCAAAAUGGAUGUCCUGAUAAACAGACAGAGGUUUAA
Messenger RNA from Penicillium angulare, 276 nucleotides. RefSeq lists its product as uncharacterized. The transcript is spliced from 2 exons. The coding region runs from base 1 to 276 and encodes 91 amino acids. Lineage: Eukaryota; Fungi; Ascomycota; Eurotiomycetes; Eurotiales; Aspergillaceae. The record is from RefSeq and is a predicted model, not a curated record.